This is a messenger RNA of Helobdella robusta, 411 nucleotides long. RefSeq lists its product as hypothetical. NCBI's taxonomy places the organism in Eukaryota, Metazoa, Annelida, Clitellata, Rhynchobdellida, Glossiphoniidae. Bases 1 to 411 code for a protein of 136 amino acids. The record is from RefSeq and is a predicted model, not a curated record. The transcript has 3 exons.
AUGAAACUUGAAAAUAUUGAAUUUUCAACUGGAAUUGCCCUACUUGAAGCAAGAGAAGCAGCCUCACGCAAGACCGGAUUAAUCAGUGUCAAUAAACAAAUCAAACAAAUGUCUAUGUUUAUAAAGCGCCAUUUCCGCGAUGUUCAACACCGCUCCUCAACGAAGAUUGCUAACAGUUUGGUCUUGAGAUCCGCUCUGAACAUCGUAAGUGUUGGAGAAGUAGUCAGAGAAGGAGAUAGAGAGUUCCAGAAAAAAGGACCAAAAAAAAGAAAUGCAGAUUUAGCAAAAGAGUGUUUAACACGAGUUAAGAAGAAAUUAGAACAAGAAGACGAUCGUCAACCGGGGCUUUUAGGUAGCCAGUGCAAGAGAACAAGAACGGGGCACAAGCAACUAGACGAGCAGCAGGGUUAA